AUGGCAGUCCCCAACCAGCCAGUCUACGCAAGAGAGUUCAGAAGAAAGGUACUGGAGAAGCUCUUUCCUGCCUCUCCUCCUGAUGUGGCCAUUCCAAGCGCAGAAGGGACAAGCAUUCUACAAUGCCCAGUAUCAGAGCGAGCAGGGUCUACCAAAGCAUCAGAAGGAUAUCCGUGUUUACCAGACAAAAGGGGAAUGAUUUUACCUCCAAGAAAAAUAUACACGGUGACUCCUCCUCCUGAAGACUAUGUACCGGAUGCUAACAGCGAGGUGAAUUAUGAGAUCUCCGAGAGUAAUGACGACAAUGACCGUGAUACUUCAGAAGAUAAUUAUCAAGGGCAACCCAUUAAAAAGCGCAUUAGAAGGAAGAAACGAAAGACUAUUUUGCAAAACACUGAUAAUUCACAUGAAGGCCAAGUGGAAUGUGGGAAGCAUGAAAAUCCCACUGAAGAUAAUUUACAGCUGGAACAUGCAGACCGGCACACUUUAAGUCGAAACAAAAAGAGAAAAAUGAAAAAGAAACGGCAAAGAGCAAGGAUGAGGGCAGCUGGCUUGCUAACAAAACCAACUGGUAUAGAUUUCACAUAUAAGCCUGAGAAGGAGGAAGGAACAAAUUUUGAAGAUGUGGAUAAAAAAGCAGACGACAUUCUGGAUUUUUUGCAGGCAACACAAGAAAUCUAUUUUUCUGACAAGCGAUCAAAAUGUGAAGCACCAUCAAUUAGUUCAGAAAGCGUCUAUGAGAGUCUACAGAAUCUUGAAUCUCAUAGCAUGGCUGCCUCAGAUGUCACUCUUCUGCACCAGAUGAAAUCCCUUGUACUUCUGCAGGAUGUAGAAAGACUGAAGGGUGCCAUGGAGGAGUUCCAGAGACAUUCAGCCAUGCCUCCUGAUGAUGCCAAGGCAAUCUCUUUGCUGUUUCUCUACUGGAUUACAGAUAUCCUUCCUGGGAAGAACAGGAAAUAAAGUUCAUGUGCACCUCCAUCUGUAGAGAGUUUAAAUUUAAUACACAAACUCUGCAUUGAAUUUGGGAAUGUG
Molecule: messenger RNA, 1032 nt
Organism: Euleptes europaea (tarantolino)
Lineage: Eukaryota; Metazoa; Chordata; Lepidosauria; Squamata; Sphaerodactylidae
Gene: ERICH1
Product: glutamate rich 1
Exons: 6
Coding region: 1-960 (319 amino acids)
Source: RefSeq, a predicted model, not a curated record